GAGAGCGGGGACGGGGAGCGCCGGGACGGGCAGCCGGGGACCGGGAGGGGGCGGCCCCCGCCCCGCCCCUUUAAGCGCAGGCCCAGGCCGCCGCCGCCGCCGCCAUCACCAUCGCCAGGCUGUGCCUGAUGCUGACGGUGCUCGCUCAUCACUUCCCGGCGGGUGAGCGGCGCGGGCCGGGGGCGGGGGGCUGUGGGCGGCCGGCCCGACGCGCCCCGACCCCUCCGGUCCCCGCGGCUCCCCACAGCCGGCGAGCAGGAGCGCACCUUUCUGGCCGUGAAGCCCGACGGCGUGCAGUGGCGACUCGUGGGCGAGAUCAUGCGGCGCUUCGAGCGCAAGGGCUUCAAGCUGGUGGCGCUGAAGCUGGUGCAGGUGAGGGCGCUGGCGGGGCCGGCAGGAGGGCGGGGACCCCGGCGCGCAAGGCCCGGCCCCACCAGGUCCCCACCCCGGUCCCGCAGGCCUCGGACGAGCUGCUGCGCGAGCACUACGCCAGGCUGCGCGAGCGCCCCUUUUACGGCCGCCUGGUGGACUACAUGCACUCUGGGCCCAUGGUGGCCAUGGAACGUGAUCCACGGCAGCGACUCCGUGGAGAGCGCCCGUCGCGAGAUCGCGCUCUGGUUCCACAGCGAUGAGUUGCUGUGCUGGGAGGACAGCGCCUGACACUGGCUGCACGAGUAGCGCGGGGUCCGCGGGCCCCUCCUGUGCGGACGCCCGCGACCUGGGCAGCCUUUCCUUGGACAAUAAAGCAGUGAAUCCUCCGACCUCCUGCUGGUCUGGGGCAGGGACACGA
Nyctereutes procyonoides (raccoon dog) is the source of this 790-nucleotide messenger RNA. It is a transcript of the gene NME3, whose product is annotated as NME/NM23 nucleoside diphosphate kinase 3. Gene Ontology annotation, biological process: UTP biosynthetic process; GTP biosynthetic process; CTP biosynthetic process. Lineage: Eukaryota; Metazoa; Chordata; Mammalia; Carnivora; Canidae. The record is from RefSeq and is a predicted model, not a curated record. The coding region runs from base 129 to 632 and encodes 167 amino acids. Gene Ontology annotation, molecular function: nucleoside diphosphate kinase activity. The transcript is spliced from 2 exons.